This is a messenger RNA of Chilo suppressalis (striped riceborer), 2011 nucleotides long. NCBI's taxonomy places the organism in Eukaryota, Metazoa, Arthropoda, Insecta, Lepidoptera, Crambidae. The record is from the annotation of a GenBank genome assembly.
GUUCCUUAUAAACAGAGGGGGACCAGAGUCGCGUGUGAUUGUGUGAAUGAGAUUAAACUUUGUUGGGUUCAUCUUCAAAAAAAUUACCCUGUUAUCUUUGCUCAGUUCGUUGAUAACCGCGACCCAACCCGUACGUGAAUUCUUUGUGAGAUGCUGUGCCAUAUUACUUUAGUUUUAAAACAAUGCACAUAAUAAUUCAGUUUAUGUUAUUGGAAUUCUACAUUUCCAGUUAAGUUGUGUUUACAUAGCACUAUGCUGUUUUGUAAGACCAAUCUAUUUUUCGCAUCGUUUGCAGGAUUUAUCGGAAGUGUGUGGCUGAAUGACGACGUGGGUGCAGGAAGGCCAUGCUUGCAGCGUCAGAUCCCGGACCAGUCGGUGGUAUGCGUAUGCAGCCCCGCCUACUGUGACGACCUCGUCAGGGACACCCCGACGCCGGACAAGUAUGUCAUGUAUACCUCGUCAGAGGCUGGUAUGAGAUUUGUGAAGACGACGCAUGCUUUCAAGACUAAUGAAAAUGAUUCUAAGAGAGACCAAGACAACAUUGUCCUGACCUUGGACCCCAGCAUUAAGUAUCAGACAGUGCUGGGUUUCGGUGGAGCUGUCACUGACGCAGCCUCCAUAAACUGGAAGAAUCUGACCGACCCUGGACUAAUGCAGAAACUCAUAGAUUCGUACUUUAGCAAAUCUGGGCUGCAGUACAACAUGUUGCGGGUUCCCAUAGGUGGGUGCGACUUCUCCACCCACCCCUACGCCUACAACGAGAUACCAGAAAACGACCCCGCACUAAGCAACUACUCUCUCGCAUACGAAGAUCACCAUUUCAAAAUCCCAAUGAUCAAAGAGAUAAUGAAGGUGGCAUCGGAUCCUGUGUAUAUCGUGGCAUCUACAUGGUCACCGCCUCCUUGGAUGAAGACUAACCGGGUAUAUGCUAAUGUGAGCCAGCUGAAACCGGAGUACUAUCAGACGUAUGCUGAGUACUUUCUCAAAUUUGUGGAGCAAUAUGCCAAUGAAGGGAUAAAAAUUUGGGGUAUCACUACUACAAACGAACCUCUAAACGGCAUGUUUGGAAUAGCAAACUUCAACAGCCUUGGAUGGGCUCCCUUGAAUUUGGGUAGAUGGAUAGCUAACCACUUGGGUCCCACAAUCCGAAACUCUGCAUUUCGCGAUUUGAAAAUAAUCUCUCAUGAUGAUCAGAGGGCUACAGUACCAUUUUAUAUCAAUAUGAUGUUACGAGCCAUUUCCGAAGCGUCACAGUAUAUUGAUGGCUUCGGGGUUCAUUAUUAUACUGAUUUAUUCGUGUCUGCAGAAGUCUUCUCUUUGGUCACUGAAAAUUAUCCAGAUAAGUUCAUUCUUGCGACAGAAUCAUGCGAAGGAUCUUUCCCUUGGCAAAAAGAAAAGGUUGUCCUUGGAUCCUGGGACAGAGCUAAGGCGUAUGCUGUUGACAUUAUUGAUGAUCUUAAUCAAAACGUGGUCGGCUGGAUAGAUUGGAACCUCUGCCUGAACGCCCAAGGAGGCCCGAACUGGGCGAGAAACUUCGUGGACUCUGCGAUCAUAGUGUUCCCUGAGAGCAAGGAGUUUGUGAAGCAGCCGAUGUACUAUGCCCUCUCACACUUCUCCAAGUUCCUUCCGAGGGGUUCUAGGAGGAUCAAAGUCACGGAACGAAAACCGCUCUGGUCUUCACGAGUGACAAACGUAGCUUUUCAGACGCCGAAAAACACUGUGGUCGUCAUUCUUCAUAAUGAAGAUCUUGCGACGAAUGUAUCUAUAGAAAUAGGUCAGAAGAAAAUAACUGUUCCAGUACCAAACAGAUCCAUUGUCACAAUAGAGAUGCUCAACGUUGGCUGAAGUAAGAUUGAAGAACAAUGUCGUAUUUGGUAGUUUUUUUUAUAUUGAAUGAUUUGUAAAAUAUAUUACAUUUUCCUCAUACCCACGUUAUCAAUACUGUAUGUAGAUAAAAUACAUCGAAUUGUCAGAGGAAGCUAUUGGUUUUUCAUUUUUUAACUCACACCAU